UUCCGAUUGCCGAAGCAACCGCCGAUUUUCUCGUCUCUUUGUUCCCAAUUACCGCACCGACGGCUUGAUAUUUCCUCCGGCGGAUUGAUAUUAUCCCGACAUAUUCAUCGGUUUUCCACUCGAUUUUUCACCGGGAAAUCUCCUCCACUGAUUCUUCAAACAUUUUUGCUUGAUGGGAUGGAGGAUGUUCUUCUAUACUUUUCUUAUUCUAUUCAAAAUUGUGGAAUCCUCUAGUAGAUCAAGAAAGAUGUGGUUGCUGAAUCUAAGCACCGAAGCAGCACCUAACUUCAGCUGGACAAUUCUUAGUGCUGGCGUAUUUGUUCUUGUUGCACUUAUUCUGUCCACGUUUCUCAUCAUUGAGCAUUUAGCUUCUUAUAAUCAACCAGAGGAACAGAAGUUUCUGAUUGGUCUUAUAUUGAUGGUUCCUGUUUACUCUCUAGAAUCGGUGAGAGGAAUUCUAAUUCCCUUAUUCUUUUAUUCUAUUUACGAGAUUUGUUUAAUGCCCUCAAAUAAUGCUGAACUUUUUACAAAUUUUAUAUGGUUGAAAGGUGGUGAGAAACGUACACUUGAAUUCAUGGAAAGUCAGACUGUUGUUGACUCUAGCACACCUCUUUUGACGGAAAAAUAUGCAUAUGGGGUUGUAGAACAUCCUUUUCCCUUAAAUUUGUUCAUAAGGGAUUGGUAUCUUGGUUCUGACUUCUAUCAUGCGGUGAAAAUUGGUAUUGUUCAAUAUAUGAUAUUGAAGAUGAUAUGUGCUCUCCUAGCAAUGAUUCUUGAAAGUUUCGGGAUUUAUGGAGAAGGAAAGUUUGAAUGGAGAUAUGGAUAUCCCUACUUGGCAAUUGUACUUAAUUUUAGUCAAUCGUGGGCCCUAUAUUGCCUUCUCCAAUUCUAUUCUGUCACGAAGGACAAAUUGGAACCAAUUAAACCAUUGGCAAAGUUUCUUGUUUUCAAGUCAAUUGUUUUCCUCACUUGGUGGCAAGGAAUUGCCGUUGCCUUUCUUUUCUCCAUAGGAGCUUUUAAAGGGUCCUUGGCUCGGGAGCUGAAGACACGCAUACAAGAUUACCUAAUAUGUAUUGAGAUGGGUAUUGCUGCCGUUGCACAUGUUUACACCUUUCCAGCCGUACCUUAUAAACGUGGAGAAAGAUGUGUUCGUAAUGUUGCUGUGCUGUCUGACUAUGCAUCCUUAGGAACGCCACCGGAUCCAGAGGAGGUUAGAGACUCUGAACGAACAACUAAAAUACGCUUGAGUCGCCAUGACGAGAGAGAGAAGCGUUUGAAUUUUCCCCAGAGUGUUCGGGAUGUUGUCAUUGGAAGUGGUGAAAUUAUUGCUGAUGACAUGAGAUAUACAGUCACACAUGUUGUUGAACCAGUUGAAAGAGGGAUUGCAAAGCUUAACAAAACAAUCCAUCGGUUCUCUGAAAAUGUUAAACGGCAUGAAGAGCAGCGGAAGAGUGCCAAGGAUGAUAGUCAUCUGAUUCCUUUGAAUUCCUGGUCAAGAGAAUUUUCUGAACCUGAAGAAAAUCUUACUCAAGGCAGUGUAAGCGACAGUGGAAUAUCCAAUUGUAAGAGACAACAUUCCCAAUCAAAAUCCUCCGCUUCUCGAAAUAGAAUCGGCAGAUAACAUGGUGUCUUUGUAUAAUGUAAAUGACGAAACUCAUAUGUUGGCAUGAUUUUUAACCAUGCUGAUAUUCUUAGUUUAGAAUAGACAUGUCAAUGGCGGGGGCAUUAACUGGCAAAAAGUACCAGUCUUGGUCCCUUGUAGAGCUAACCCGUUACCUUAAACCCAUCCAAUUAGCCACAGAUACAGGAGAAAACACGAAAGGAAUAAACGAUGGUUUUGGAUUCUAUCAUCUGUAGGGAAAACCUGGUGACUUUGAGCUAUAAAUCUAAGUAAACUCUUCUCUUUCCA
Cucurbita maxima (winter squash) is the source of this 1909-nucleotide messenger RNA. RefSeq names its product protein LAZ1 homolog 1-like. Gene Ontology annotation, biological process: transport. The transcript is spliced from 8 exons. Lineage: Eukaryota; Viridiplantae; Streptophyta; Magnoliopsida; Cucurbitales; Cucurbitaceae. Gene Ontology annotation, molecular function: transporter activity. The coding region runs from base 173 to 1621 and encodes 482 amino acids. The record is from RefSeq and is a predicted model, not a curated record.